AUGAAAUACUUUGUUCUCUACAGCACACUCGCCCUCGGCGGUCUGUCGGUCGCAGCUGCUCCUUUGGACCAAGCAGCCCCAGUACCCGCCCCAGUCCUCCAUGACGUCCCCAGUGCCGGUGACGAUGCGUCUAAAGAUUCUCUGAAGAAGCGCCAACUUGACAUCGGGGGUCUGGUAGAAGGGCUGAUUACACCGAUUCUCCCAGAAGAAGCGCUGGAGAAGCGUCAAUCAGACCAUGAUCAAUACACACCUUCGACCGUAUCAGACAACUCCGAAGGGCAGCUAGAGAAACGUCAAGCCGACCCAAGCCUGCUGGCGAUGUUCGGCACCCCUGAGAAAACCCUCGAAUACUUUGCGUCUUUCAACCAGCCAAGACAGCUAAAACUCCUCGACAUCCUCAUUGGCGACCUCAGCGGAGUGGUUCCGGCCGUCACCAGGCUCCUUGAUAGUGUGCUUGACCUCCUCCUUCCACCAGUUCUAUCCCCAGCGCUUCCCAGGGCUGCCGAACCCACCACUAUCAGACAAUACUCUCCCGAGGCAGUUUUGAGCGCUCUGUCGAACAUCGGCUAUCCUCUCGGAACAGGUCUCGGGUUGGCUACGACCACACUCUGCAUCGCAACGACUACAGUUCCCAUCGCCGGGUUUCUUACUGUGACGAUAACAAGGCUUACCACUGUAACUGCGGGCCCGGUGCCUAUCAUCAUCCAGGGGUUGACGGCUCUCGAGGGUGCCAUCUCGUCGGUGCUCAACGAGGUCAUUCCCAGCGAGUUGCUUCCAGGCGUGACCAUUGCUGCCUCGGCCAACCUUCCGCUUGGCCUGAGCCCAGCGAUCAGUCUGACGGUUCCUGGGCUCAGUAUCCCAGCGAUUACGUUACCUCCUCCGCCGACGGUGGCGGUGACCCUCCCGUCAACUCCCUCGAUUCAGCUGCCGUCUGUGUCGUUGCCGUCUGUGUCGGCACCAUCCGUCCAGGUGCCGUCUCUCUCAGUCCUGACCCUUCCGCCGGUUCCCACACUGCCAUCGAUCUCGUUGCCCAGCGCGUCUCUCCCGAGCAUCUCGGUCCCAAGCAUUUCGGUCCCUAGCAUAUCUGUUCCGAGCGUAUCUCUUCCGAGCGUAUCUCUCCCUAGCGUAUCUCUCCCGAGCGUAUCUCUCCCGAGUGUGACGCUUCCGAGUUUGAAGUUGCCAGCGGUGUCUUUGCCGAGCGUCUCACUCCCAAGCCUCACCUUACCGACCAUCUCAUUACCGAACCUCUCUCUCACCUUGCCGAUUGUGUCUUUACCCAGUCUAUCACUCCCAAGCGUGUCGUUGCCAACUUUGCCCGAGACUCUACUGCCUGGAGUUACGAUUCCGGGCACUCCGCUCCCUGGGGUCAUCGUCUCGCCAGCACCCGGCCUGACCCUCUUCGUCGGUGGCAUCUCGGCCAAUCUCCCCGUUGUUGGUACUGUGGGAAUUCCAGCACUCAUUGACCUCACCGUUGAUCCUUCGGGCUUCACAGCUUCAGGAAUUGCCAUACCUGCCGUGACCAUCCCUCCCCUUUUUAUCCCUCCUCCGGUCCAGGCGGUCCUCCCCAACAUUUUGAGCCAGCUCUCCCAAGCUGUUGCAACCGAAACCCCGUUGGUUCCUGGUCUUAUCGCUGUCAUUAAUGGGUUGGUUCCCAUCCAGACGCCAGCCAUCACCCAACCCAUCGGCAACAACAUUCCCAUUCCGACUGGUGCCCCUAUCUUGCCUAGCCUGCUCAGCGAGAUUGGUGCUGCAGUCGGUUCCCUUCCCUCGGCCAUCCCAAGUCUCCUCAGCUCACUCGAGCCUCUGCUUUUGCCGGAGCCGACAUUCUCCAUUCUGCCUUUCCCACCUUUCCCAAAUCCAUCCGUCCAGCUGCCAACCUUUUCUAUCUUACCAUUCCCCCCAAUUGCAACCCUCUUCCCCAACCCUCUCACCGCCCUCCCGACCAUAACAUUCCCACCCCUUCCUACCGCCAUCCCGACGCUGACCACUACUCGGUCACCUCCAUUCAUCAACUUAGGUCCUCCCAUUUCUGUUCCCAACAUCCUCACGUCCCUCCUUCCUCCCCCGACCAGCCCAGCCACCCCGCAGGGCGGCUACCGAUUCAACGCCAUGUCCAACUCCAACGUGGCAGUCUACUACGGGCAAUCACAAGCCUCUGAGCGCAUCUCCCUCGCUGACGUCUGUGCCGAUCCCAACGUUGAUCUGGUCAUCCUCGGCUUCGUCACAGACAUCAGCUACCAAAACAGCGGGCUGCCCAGACUGACGCUCGCGCCUGUGAUCAAGGGCGUCAAGACUGGGUAUCAGCGGCUUUUUUCUCCGGGGUUGGACUACUACGCGCAGUUGGAGGAGGACAUUAAGACUUGCCAGGCGACGCACGGGAAGAAGGUUCUGGUGUCGCUGGGUGGGGGCGGUAGCUCGUUGGUGCUGAGGUCGGAGAGCGAGGCGCAGCAGUUUGCGAACAAGUUGUGGGAGCUGUUUGGGCCGGUGACGCCGGCGACGACGAGGGGUUAUGAGUUUGUGAAUGGGUUGAGGCCGUUUGGGACGGCGGUGGUGGAUGGGUUUGAUCUUGCAAAACUCGACUCCUCCCCCAACUACUGGGGCACCUUCGCAGCGACGAUGCGCUUCAACUUCUUGCAAGACACUUCAAAGAUGUAUUAUUUGUCUGCUGCUCCCGGGUGUGCUUCGCCCGACAGGUCGAUCCCGAUUGGGUACCUCGCCCAAGCCAACUUUAUCUGGCCGAGAUUCUUUGGAGGAGACGACACCGGACGGUGCGAGAUUGGGGGUGAGAAUUUCUUGACGUCGAUUCUUUCAUGGUGA
This is a messenger RNA of Podospora pseudocomata, 2817 nucleotides long. RefSeq lists its product as uncharacterized. NCBI's taxonomy places the organism in Eukaryota, Fungi, Ascomycota, Sordariomycetes, Sordariales, Podosporaceae. The record is from RefSeq and is a predicted model, not a curated record. The coding region runs from base 1 to 2817 and encodes 938 amino acids. The transcript is spliced from 2 exons. Gene Ontology annotation, biological process: carbohydrate metabolic process. Gene Ontology annotation, cellular component: extracellular region. Gene Ontology annotation, molecular function: chitinase activity.